Messenger RNA from Symbiodinium natans, 603 nucleotides. The record is from the annotation of a GenBank genome assembly. NCBI's taxonomy places the organism in Eukaryota, Dinophyceae, Suessiales, Symbiodiniaceae.
AUGAAAGUUGGUCAGCCGGCUCCCAUGGACAGCCAAGUGGUGGAGCAGCUCUGGGGCCAAAUCCAGACCAAGAACUUGGACACGCUGGAGGAGAUGCUAUGCCGUCACGGCGUCGUCGUGGAAACCCAGGAGAGCAAGAAAAUCUGUUUGGAUGUCUUGCGCAACUUUUGGCUCCGGCACGCCGUGGUGAUGCACUUACCAACAAGAGGGCAAAAGCCGGCGUCGACCUCAUGCACAUGUUGGCACUUCCGACGUCGUGGACAUUGUCCACAUGCGUACUACGUCCGUCACAAGUUGAAGCUGGAGACAUGGUUGAAACCUGUCCUGCCUCACCAUGAAGAUGCACCCCGUGACUUGGAGUCGGACGGUUCCUCCGUGCGUGUUCGGCCAGCCCGUCCCCCUCAGCAGGCCAAGAAGCGCAAAAGGCCCGAUUGUUAUGUUCCUGUGCCGUUGCCUGAGGCCGAUGUAGGAGCACCUUUGCCGGAGCGCAGGCCUGAUAGAGUUCUGCCUCCGCAGCGGGCGGCGCGGUCUCGGUCCGCGCCACGUGGGGCUAGGUCUGGGUCUCGUUCCGCGCCGCGUAGGUCUGACCGCCGGCCAAGGUGA